AUGCGGUAUUUACGUAUUAUCGACCUUGGCUUGCUUGGGGGGGUGGGCUGGCUGGCGGCAGGCAAGAUGCGCGGUGACAGGAAAGCUUCAGGACCCUGUCGGACAGCUUUCGGUUCGAGAUGGCGAGAAAGAGAAUUUACGGCAAAGGCGAAGCAGUCGACACUCGUGCCAUUUUCAGAUGAGAACAGACGACAUGGACAUGACCUGGGAAUUAGGAAGAUGGAGGGGGGGCAGGCUCUGGAUAAAGGGCAGAACAAACGAGCAAGAGUCAAGAGAGAGAGGGACGGGAGAGACAAGAAACGGGCAGACGGGACAACGGGCCAACGUAACAGGGCGACGGGGGGGGGGAGGAGGAGGAGAGACGAGACGAGACGAGAACGUGAGAAGAAACGUGGAUGGAAAGGAGGAGAGAGAGAGAGAGAAAGAGCAACAACCAGCACCAGCAAAAGCACCACCAAGAAAGUACACCAGACGAGACGAAGCAAGCGGCGGCGGCAAAGAUGCCAGGGACGGUACGGUACCUACUCCGUAUACCCCGUGGCUCAUCCCCGUACGAGACUACGAGUAACGAGGAGCAAGCAGGUCGUGCAGUGCGUGGAGCGUGGAGCGUGGAGCGAGGCGAGGGUGCCCAGGUAA
Colletotrichum costaricense is the source of this 636-nucleotide messenger RNA. RefSeq lists its product as uncharacterized. The record is from RefSeq and is a predicted model, not a curated record. The transcript is spliced from 3 exons. The coding region runs from base 1 to 636 and encodes 211 amino acids. NCBI's taxonomy places the organism in Eukaryota, Fungi, Ascomycota, Sordariomycetes, Glomerellales, Glomerellaceae.